AUGAAAUCAAUAACAACUUGUCUUCGAUGUAAUCAUACUACAACGAAAAUCGAGAGACUACAGUUUCUUCCCUUGCCAUUAAGUCAACAACAGCGAGUGUUUACAGUUGAAUUUUGUUCAAAAAAUGGUCAUCGAUCUCGAAGUAAUGUAUCGGUAUUUGCUUCAGGUCGAGUUGAACAUCUUGUCAAAGCUUUUCUUGAUAAACAUCCUAGACCUGAUCUUUUUGAACGUAUUAUUGUUCAGACAACAUUGACAGAGGAAUCACUUGACUUGAACUCACCACUUUACAUGUUAACCGAUUCGAAAGUAAGAUUCAUUGAACAGAAAAAACAUCUUAUUCGUACUCAACCAAUUCAACUCGAUAUGAAUCCAAAGAAGAUCACUCUUUAUGAAUGUCUUCGGGAGUUUAUUUCAAAGGAAUAUCUUGACGAUUCAUGGCUUUGUGAACAAAAUACUUGCCGUCGAAAGACUAAAGCUGUCAAAAAACUUCAAUUUCAUACUCUUCCACCCGUACUUAUCAUUCAAUUGAAGCGAUUUGUAUCUCAAAAUCAACGGCAGAAAAAAGUAAAGACAUUCGUUGAGUAUCCAAUCGAUGAACUUGACUUAACAGAUUUAUCAGCAUCGCAACAUGCUAUUUAUGACCUUAUCUCUGUCAGUAACCAUAUGGGGUCAAUAAGUAAUGGUCAUUACACAGCAUAUGCUCGAGUAAAAACUUCCACAGAUCGAUGGUAUGAAUUUGAUGAUGCUGUUGUAUCAGCUAUCUCUUCCAAUUCUGAUGUUGUGACAGCUAAUGCCUACCUUCUUUUUUACAUGAAACGAAAUUAUCAAAGCAGGCAAAAUUCACAACACUAUCGUGAGUCAUCUGUGUAA
Rotaria sp. Silwood1 is the source of this 870-nucleotide messenger RNA. NCBI's taxonomy places the organism in Eukaryota, Metazoa, Rotifera, Eurotatoria, Philodinida, Philodinidae. The record is from the annotation of a GenBank genome assembly.